AUGCAUGUUUUACAUUUACUUGUAUUAAUCAUUUCAAUCGAAGUAUCCAAUACGCACUACUCUCUCUAUCAUUCCGAUCAAGUUUUAUCGGCUGAACUUGGCUUCGACUGUCUCUAUGCUCAUUUAACGGAUAACGAAGCAUACGAUGAUAUUCGUACUGAUACGACGUAUCAUUUAAUACCGUAUUGUCGAAGACCGACUGAACACGAGCAAGACGACGAAGAAAACACAACACUCUUAUUUAACAACACAUAUAAUAGCAUGACAUACGCGGAUUUACGUCAGAAUGGUGUAACAACGGAAGAGUUACUUAAUUGGUCAGCUCCUAUUGAUCUUGUUGAACGAUAUGCAAUCAACGCGACAGAUAAAACGAUUGUAUUUUACAAUUGUUCAUCGCCUUGGUUCGGAUCCCGUUGUCAAUACAAAUUCGACAGCGAAGUUUCACUAUCGUUUGAUCAAAUUCUUCGAUUAAAUUUUCUUACACGGACCAGAAUUACAGAUACUUUACCAGAUUUUAAUCUUGGCACAUGCUAUCCAUUUUUGCCGACGUGCUCUUAUAAAUUGUCACGAAUGUGUCUUGAUUGGCGUGAGAUUUGCGAUGGAAAAUAUGAUUGCAUCAACGGUGAGGAUGAACAAAAUUGUCAAACUAUGGAAACAAAUGAAUGUCCUGACAAUACGUAUCGAUGUCAUUAUGGCGGACAAUGCAUUCCCUUAGCAUUUGUGCGAGAUAAACAUAACCAUAUAGAUUGUCUCGAUGGUACGGAUGAAACUCUAAUAAUCGAACAAAUGAAAACUAUAUUCGGCACCUUCUGCUUCACAAUUCCGACAUUUCAAUGCGAAGAACAUACAAGUCGUUAUCAAUAUUCUUUUCAAUGCGGUGAUGGACAUUAUUAUCCUUUUCAUUCGAAGAGUCGAACUGAUAUGAGUUGUGACAAUGGUCGAUACUUAAACUUGAAAUUAUCUCGAAAUCAUACUUUUACAAAUAUUUCCCAUGAAUCUUGGAACCAACUAACAGAAUCGAUAUUGCAGUCUAAUAUGCACAUUUGGAAUCAAAUAUUGUCGAGUUCAGAGUCCAUGUAUACAGUCAUUUCUUGCAAGACUUCGUGCAUAGCUAAACGGCUCUUCAAAAUACAAAUGUACACCACUCAUUCGAUAUUUCAUUUCAUCUAUUUACCGAAUCGAACAUUUUAUGAUUUCUAUCAUCAUCUGCGACCUGAUUUCAUUUGUUUUUACCCGCAGGAUUGCUUACACCUAGCUAGAGAUGCUAUCGACAUUGGUUUACAUAAUGGACUGGUAUGUUAUCCUGCGAACGUUAUUACGAACGAGUCGUUAUCCAAUGAAACACAACUACGAAAAGCUCUCGAUCAGCUGUUUUAUCACUGUGUGACUACAGGGAUCGAACAGAACUGUUCGCACCCAUCCCUGUUUCAUUGUCCUAUUUCAUUGAAAUGUAUUUCUAAACAUCGGCUCGUUGAUGGUAUUACUGAUUGUUAUUAUAAUGAAGAUGAACUGGCCGAUAGUUGCCAAUUGAAUCACUCACAACGAUUUAUUUGUUCAUCGAAACCGAAUAAGUGUUUAGCGCCUAUUGCUUUGUACAAUCGAAAGAAUGAGUGUCAAGACAAAGAAGAUGAAAUGGAUGAAACUCAACGGAAUAUUAUCAAAGGAUAUGUACCAGUCGGUCUUUUAUGUGACGGCACCACAGAAAAUUUAUUGGAGCAUGCAAAUGAAACUGAUGAAACCAAUUGUGAAUAUUGGCCAUGUAAUAAUCCUUAUACGCGCUGCGAUGGAGUUGCAAAUUGUCCUGAUGGUACGGAUGAACUCAAUUGUCCUCGAUUAGAAUACACUGUACGCAAAGAUUCGUGCUCGAAAACAAUUGUUACGAAUUUAUUUUGUGAACGUGCGAUGCGCUCGAUUGCGCAGAAGUUCGAUAGUAAAAUUGUUUAUCCUAACAAGCGCAACACAACCCAAGGAAACAUUACUGAAUGUUCAAGAACGCCACAAUGUUUUUCUAUCUCACAGAUAUGUCAACUCGACAUACUAAAUGCGGCUUUUGAUCAAUUCUGUCGUACAUUUAGUAAACUGACCUGUUUGAUCGAACUGUUUUAUUGGAAGCCAAUCAUGCGAGCGAAUAUUUGCCAUUUUAGCUUACAAUCAGCCAUACGAGACGAUCAAGCACGAUUCGAAUUUACAUCGUCACAACUAGGCUUUUUUCCAUUCGUUUCAUCUGAGCUACUUCGGUUGAAUAACUCUAAUGCGAAAACAGCGACCGACGUCAAGACAUUAACGAAAACUGAUAAAAACUGGUAUUGCAAUCGAGGAAUUCUUGUUUUCUACAAAACUAAUUACACCAAAACAUGUCUAUGUCCACCAUCCUAUUACGGUAAGCGAUGCCAAUGGCAAAAUCAACGUAUUAGCUUAACGCUGCAAUUCAUCUAUCGAACCAAUACAUCCAAUGCGGGCUCAAUAUUUCAAUUGGUUAUUACGUUGAUUGACCAACAAAAAUAUGUCACAUCUUAUCACGAACAAAUUCUUUACAUUCCUGAGGAGAACUGUGACACAAAGUUUAAUAUCUAUCUACUAUAUCCGACUAAACCAAAGAAUCGCUCGGCUAAUUAUUCGAUUCAUAUUGAUAUAUUUGAUAAACUAACCUUGGCAUAUUAUGGAAGUUGGUCUUUGUCAAUUCCAUUUCAGUUUUUACCUGUUAAUCGUAUUGCUACUCAAAUAUCGAUUCCCAACACGCCGAUGAUUCCACAGAAAUCAUGUCCAUUAGCUUGCGGUCACCACGGUCGAUGCGUCGAAUACUUAAAUAAGAAGAACUCGUACUUUUGCCAAUGUCAACAAGGAUACUCUGGUGCACACUGUCACAUUCAACACAAUUGUUCAUGUUCAUCCGAGUCGCUGUGUCUCUCGUCGUCGAUUUGUGUUUGCCCAUUGAAUAAAUUCGGUUCGAAAUGCUAUUUAAACCAUUCGAUUUGUCAACAAACCAAUAAUCCUUGUAAAAACAAUGGCCUUUGCGUUCCCGUCGACGAUCGCAUGGGUUUACAGAAGUUCUUUUGCUUAUGCCCUGAUGGUUUCUAUGGCAAAACAUGUCAAUACAAUCAAAACCGUAUUGACAUCUACUUCGAUCCGAACAAAAUCCAUAUGACGCCAUUCAUAUCUGCGCAUUUCAUUCGCGCAUCGGAAAGUGAUAAUCGUCAGUAUACCACAGUAUUGAAAAAAGUUCACAUACAACAAAAUCUUCUAACUCUUUAUAUGACAUUUCCAUUUCAUUUGAUUUUCAUUGAACUAGUCGACCAUAAAUUCUAUUUAGCUGUGGUACGCGAGACAUUCUUCGAAUCCGAACAUAUCCAAGUGAGUAUUCUCUCCGAUCAACAAUGUUAUCAUAUUAAUCAGAUCAUGAACAAAACAUUGCUUCAGUAUCCAUUUCUUCGUCGGACGAAAUAUUACUCUCUGCUAUGUCAACAAAACUCUCAACUGAAGUGUUUUCACGAUGAAUAUCAAAUGUGCAUUUGUGAUCGAUAUCGUUUUUCGAAUUGCUUCGCAUUUAAUAUCUCGUCGAUCUCCUACGAUUGCCAAGGCGCGAAUAUCUGCGAAAACAAUGGCUUUUGUUUACAAGACAAUCCAACAUGUCCUACACGAUCGAUAUGCAUUUGUCAGCAGUGUUACUACGGUACAAAGUGUCAAUUUUCAAGCAGAGGCUUCGUUUCAUCGCUUGAUUACAUUCUCGGGUAUCAUAUUGUUCCCCAUCGAUCAAUUCAUCAACAAUCAUUUAUUAUUAAAAUGACUAUUGUCAUCACAUCACUCAUGCUGUGUCUUGGAUUGAUCAAUGGAUUCCUGUCGGUUAUGGCCUAUGAGAUCCAAGAAAUAAAAAGUAUUGGUUGCGGUUCAUACUUAUUGAUAUCAUCAUGGAACUCGAUAUGUCUGAUUAUAAUGUUAGUUAUCAAAUGUUGGCAUUUGUUUCUAUCCCAAAUAUCGGUGUUAAGCAAUCGUUCGUAUUUGAAAUUUAGUUGUGUGUCGUUGGAUUUCAUUCUUAAUAUUCUCAUUGCUACCAAUGAUUGGUUCGGCGGAUGUAUAUCGAUUGAACAAGUAUUUGUUACAUAUAAAGGCGCGAAUUUCAAUCAAAAUCAGAGCAAAAAAUUAGCAAAACGUAUUAUUUUUGGAAUAUACAUUUUAACAGUUCUAACUAAUGUCCAUGAUCCAUUCUACCGUCAAUUAAUCGAUGAUGUCGAUAUUGAUGAACAACGAACAUGGUGUAUCGUUCAAUAUUCACCAACAGCUGAUACUUAUAGCACAAUCAUUACAUUUUUUCAUUUUCUUAUUCCUUUCGCGAUGAAUUUCUUCUCGACUACAUAUAUCAUCGUUCUCAUGGCGCAUUCGCGUACAACAACACAACCGCGAACAACACUGCGAACGAAUCUACGUGAGCAAUUUCGUCACCACAAACACAAUUUGAUUGCAUCCUGUGCAUUGUUGCUAUUAGCUUUACCGCGCUUGAUUAUCUCGUUUGUCAGCCGAUGUAUGAAAUCAUCGCAAAAUCCAUCGUUGUUUCUCAUCGGCUAUCUCGUUUCAUUCAUCCCAUCGAUGAUGACACUUACCAUCUUCAUCAUGUCAGCAGACGGCUACAAAGAAGAAUUCUAUUCAGUUAUUCGACGAGUUUUUAUAAGAUUUCAUCGCAUGAGAGUCGGAGUCAUGAGUUAG
Adineta ricciae is the source of this 4698-nucleotide messenger RNA. The record is from the annotation of a GenBank genome assembly. NCBI's taxonomy places the organism in Eukaryota, Metazoa, Rotifera, Eurotatoria, Adinetida, Adinetidae.